AUGCGGCUCUGGAGUUGGGUGCUGCGCCUGGGGCUGCUGAGCGCCGCGCUGGGCUGCGGGCUGGCCGAGCGCCCCCGCCGGGCCCGGAGAGACCCGCGGGCCGGCCGCCCCCCGCGCCCCGCCGCCGGCCCGGCCACCUGCGCCACCCGGGCGGCCCGCGGCCGCCGCGCCUCGCCGCCGCCGCCGCCGCCGCCGCCGGGCGGUGCCUGGGAAGCCGUGCGCGUCCCCCGGCGGCGGCAGCAGCGGGAGACGAGGGGCGCCGCGGAGGAGCCGAGCCCGCCGAGCCGGGCGCUCUAUUUCAGCGGGCGAGGCGAGCAGCUGCGCCUGCGGGCCGACCUCGAGCUGCCCCGGGACGCGUUCACGCUGCAAGUGUGGCUGCGAGCGGAGGGGGGCCAGAGCUCUCCGGCGGUGAUCACAGGGCUAUAUGACAAAUGUUCUUAUGCCUCACGUGACCGAGGAUGGGUCGUGGGCAUUCACACCGUCAGUGACCAAGGCAACAGAGACCCACGCUACUUUUUCUCCUUGAAGACAGACCGGGCCCGGCAAGUGACCACCAUCAAUGCCCACCGCAGCUACCUCCCAGGCCAGUGGGUAUACCUGGCUGCCACCUACGACGGGCGGCUGAUGAAGCUCUAUGUGAACGGUGCCCAGGUGGCAACCUCAGGGGAGCAGGUGGGCGGCAUCUUCAGCCCGCUGACCCAGAAGUGUAAAGUCCUCACGCUGGGAGGCAGCGCCCUGAACCACAACUACCGGGGCUACGUGGAGCGCUUCAGCCUAUGGAAGGUGGCCAGGACGCAGCGCGAGGUCCUGCUGGACAUGGAGACCCGCGGCCUCCACGCUCCUGUACCUCAGCUCCUCCUCCAGGAGAACUGGGACAACGUGAAGCGCGCCUGGUCCCCCAUGAAGGACGGCAGCGGCCCCCGCGUGGAGGCCAGCGGCGCCCGCGGCUUCCUGCUGGACACGAGUCUGGAGCCUCCUCUGUGCGGGCAGACGCUGUGUGACAACGCCAAGGUCAUCUCCAGCUACAACCAGCUGCCGCGCUUCCGCCGGCCCAAGGCGGUGCGCUACCGCGUGGUCAACCUCCACGACGACGGCCGCGAGAACCCCACGGUGAGCCGCCAGCAGAUCGAUUUCCAGCACCGGCAGCUGGCCGAGGCCUUCAAGCACUACAACAUCUCCUGGGAGCUGGAGGUGCUGGAGGUGAGCAACUCCUCCCUGCGCCGCCGCCUCAUCCUGGCCAACUGCGACAUCAGCAAGAUCGGGGACGAGAACUGCGACCCCGAGUGCAACCACACGCUGACGGGCCACGACGGCGGGGACUGCCGCCACCUGCGUCACCCCGCCUUCACCAAGAAGCAGCAGAACGGGGUGUGCGACAUGGACUGCAAUUACGAGCGCUUCAACUUCGACGGCGGGGAGUGCUGUGACCCCGAGAUCACCGACGUCACCAAGACCUGCUUCGACCCCGACUCUCCGCACAGAGCAUACUUGGAUGUUAAUGAGCUGAAGAACAUUCUUAGACUGGAUGGAUCAACACACCUCAAUAUCUUCUUUGCUAACUCCUCGGAGGAGGAAUUGGCAGGAGUAGCAACUUGGCCGUGGGACAAGGAGGCCCUAAUGCAUUUAGGUGGCAUUGUCUUGAAUCCAUCUUUCUAUGGCAUUCCUGGGUACACCCACACCAUGAUCCAUGAGAUCGGGCACAGCCUGGGCCUCUAUCACAUCUUCCGAGGCAUCUCAGAGAUCCAGUCUUGCAGUGACCCCUGCAUGGAGACAGAGCCCUCCUUCGAGACCGGAGACCUCUGCAGUGACACCAACCCAGCCCCAAAGCACAAGUUCUGCGGUGACCCGGGGCCAGGGAACGACACCUGUGGCUUUAACAGCUUCUUCAACACUCCUUACAACAACUUCAUGAGCUAUGCAGAUGACGACUGCACUGACUCCUUCACGCCCAAUCAAGUCGCCAGAAUGCACUGUUACCUGGACCUGGUGUACCAGAGCUGGCAGCCCUCCAGGAAGCCGGCGCCUGUCGCCCUUGCCCCCCAGAUCGUGGGCCACACGACCGACUCCGUGAUGCUGGAGUGGUUCCCGCCCAUCGACGGCCACUUCUUUGAAAGAGAAUUGGGACCAGCAUGUGACCUUUGCCUGGAAGGGAGAAUCCUGGUGCAAUAUGCCUUCAACGCCUCCUCCCCGAUGCCCUGUGGCCCAUCAGGACACUGGAGUCCUCGGGAAGCAGAAGGUCAUCCAGAUGUUGAACAACCCUGUAAGUCCAGCGUCCGCACCUGGAGCCCAAAUUCAGCUGUCAACCCACACACAGUCCCUCCAGCCUGCCCUGAGCCACAAGGCUGCUACCUUGAACUGGAAUUCCACUACCCCUUGGUCCCUGAGUCUUUGACCAUCUGGGUGACCUUUGUCUCCACUGACUGGGACUCCAGUGGGGCUGUCAAUGACAUCAAACUGUUGACUGUUAGCGGGAAAAACAUCUCCCUGGGCCCUCAGAACGUCUUCUGCGAUGUCCCACUAACCAUCAAACUCCAGGAUGUGAGCGAGAAGGUGUAUGGCAUCCAGAUCUACACGUUGGAUGAGCACUUGGAGAUAGACGCGGCCAUGUUGACCUCUGUUGCAGACAGCCCUCCCUGCCUGGAGUGCAAGCCCUUGCAGUACAAGGUGGUCCGGGAUCCUCCUCUCCAGGUGGACGUGGCCUCCACCCUACACUUCAGUAGAAGAUUCACAGACAUGGAUCUAAAUCUUGGCAGUGUGUACCAGUACUGGGUCAUCACUAUUUCAGGAAACGAAGAGAGUGAGCCAUCACCUGCUGCCACUUACAUCCAUGGAAGUGGGUACUGCGGUGAUGGCAUCAUCCAGAAAAGCCAAGGUGAAGAAUGUGAUGACAUGAAUAAGAUCAAUGGGGAUGGCUGCUCCCUUUUCUGCCGACAGGAAGUUUCCUUCAAUUGCAUCGAUGAGCCCAGCCGGUGCUAUUUCCAUGAUGGUGAUGGGGUAUGUGAGGAGUUUGAACAAAAAACUAGCAUCAAAGACUGUGGUGUCUACACACCGCAGGGGUUCCUGGAUCAGUGGGCAUCCAACGCUUCUGUAUCCCAUCAAGACCAGCAGUGCCCAGGCUGGGUCAUCAUCGGCCAACCAGCAGCAUCGCAGGUGUGUCGAACCAAGGUGAUAGAUCUCAGUGAAGGCAUUUCCCAGCAUGCCUGGUACCCUUGCACCAUCAGCUACCCGUACUCCCAGCUGGCUCAGACCACUUUCUGGCUCCGGGCGUACUUUUCUCAGCCAAUGGUUGCUGCAGCUGUCAUUGUCCACCUGGUGACGGAUGGGACCUAUUAUGGGGAUCAAAAGCAGGAAACCAUCAGCGUCCAGCUGCUUGAUACCAAAGACCAGAGCCACGACCUAGGCCUCCAUGUUCUGAGCUGCAGGAACAAUCCCCUGAUUAUCCCUGUGGUCCACGACCUCAGCCAGCCCUUCUACCACAGCCAGGCGGUACGUGUGAGCUUCAGUUCACCCUUGGUCGCCAUCUCGGGGGUGGCCCUCCGUUCCUUCGACAACUUUGACCCCGUCACCCUGAGCAGCUGCCAGAGAGGGGAGACCUACAGCUCUGCCGAACAGAGCUGCGUGCACUUCGCCUGUGAGGCCGCUGACUGCCCGAAGCUGGCUGUGGAGAACGCUUCUCUCAACUGCUCCAGCAGUGACCGCUACCACGGUGCCCGGUGCACUGUGAGCUGCCGGACGGGCUACGUGCUCCAGAUACAGCGGGAUGAUGAGCUGAUCAAAAGCCAGACAGGACCCAGCGUCACGGUGACCUGCACGGAGGGCAAGUGGAACAAGCAGGUGGCCUGUGAGCCAGUGGACUGCGGCGCCCCGGACCAGCACCACGUCUACGCUGCCUCGUUCUCCUGCCUCGAGGGUACCACGUUCGGCAGCAAGUGCUCCUUCCGUUGCCGCCACCCGGCGCAGCUGAGAGGCAACAACAGUCUCCUGACCUGCAUGGAGGACGGGCUGUGGUCCUUCCCAGAGGCCCUGUGCGAGCUCCUGUGCCUGGCUCCACCCCCGGUGCCCAACGCAGACCUCCAGACGGCCCGCUGCCGGGAGAACAAGCACAAGGUGGGCUCUUUCUGCAAGUACAAGUGCAGACCUGGGUACCACGUGCCCGGCUCCUCCCGGAAGUCAAAGAAACGGGCCUUCAAGACCCAGUGCACCCAAGAUGGCAGCUGGCAGGAGGGGGCCUGUGUUCCUGUGACUUGUGACCCUCCUCCACCGAAAUUCCACGGGCUCUACCAGUGCACUAAUGGCUUCCAGUUCAACAGCGAGUGCAGGGUCAAGUGUGAAGAUAGCGAUGCCACCCAGGGGCACGGCGGCAACGUCAUCCACUGCCGGAAAGAUGGCACCUGGAGCGGCUCCUUCCGCGUCUGCCAGGAGAUGCAAGGCCAGUGCUCAGCCCCGGACCAGCUCAACAGCAACCUGAAGCUGCAGUGCCCUGAAGGCUAUGCCAUCGGGUCGGAGUGCGCGACCUCGUGCCUGGACCACAACAGCGAGUCCAUCGUCCUGCCGGUGAACGUGACCGUCCGCGACAUCCCCCACUGGCUGAACCCCACGCGGGUGCAGAGAGUUGUCUGCACAGGUGGUCUGAAGUGGUACCCUCACCCUGCUCUGAUUCACUGUGUCAAAGGCUGUGAGCCCUUCAUGGGAGACAACUACUGUGAUGCCAUCAACAACCGAGCUUUCUGCAACUAUGACGGUGGGGAUUGCUGCGCUUCUACAGUGAAGACCAAAAAGGUCACCCCCUUCCCUAUGUCUUGUGACCUACAGGGUGACUGUGCUUGUCGGGACCCCCAGGCCCAAGAACACAGCCGGAAAGACCUCCGAGGAUACAGCCAUGGCUAAGGAAGGACCAGGAGUUGUCAAAAGAAUUCCCAAUGCCAGGACCCGCCUCCCUUUGGUAUUGAUUUCACAGUCAGCUGCUCAACGGAAUGGCCUCUCCACACCAGGGAUCCUUAGCACCCAACCGGUCUGCCUUUAAUUGCACCCAGGAGGGACUCGUAGUGGGGGCACGUGAACCAAGUCUCGCCAUGUGGAAUGAUGGAAUGGAAUCCCACCCCAGAGUCUUAGACGGAUUGCAUAUACGGCGUGCAGUCCCCGAGCCUCCUAAAAUUCUAACCGUUCGUCACACGACCACAGCAGGAAACAUGUAUCUAGGAGUUACGUAUCCAGGAGUGUGCCCACCUGUGGCUAGUAGGCAUGCAUGCGUACACACCCAUGCAAACAUCCGCGUGAGGGCAGUUUUGGAGACUGAGCAGAGAGAGACUGGGGCAGACUCGGUCUUUCCUCUGCCAGGCUCCUAGCCAACACUGUCCUUGGGAGGAAGAGAGUUACAGAAACUGCCAAGGCCAAGUGCUGAAAUGCUAAGAUAGCUCACACCCUGUGGCUUAAGAUACGUAAGGUGUGCACAAGUGUACAGUCCUUUGGGAUUGGAAGUGAAAUGGUCUCUGAUCACCUAGCUUCUAGGGAAGGUAGGACCCAGGAAGAGGAAAAGAAUCCAAGGUAUGCAAAGUCCGCAAAUUCUUCCGCUGCCGUGGGGAUUUUACCCCAACUCCAGGGUUCGAGGCCAAGCUGGAAAUGGCUUCAGAUUGCAACGUCAAGGUAUUAUAACAGCCCCCUGCUUGAGGCUUGAGGCCAUAAUAUCCCUCCCAUUCCCCAAAUCUUGCCUUGGGACCACAUUUGCUGCUACUUUUCCGGCUGCUCUAUCCUAUACAUUGAGUACCCCAAGAUAGUAGGACUAGGUUAGGAAAAACCCCACACAACCAAACAGUCUGCCUUAAAAGUGACCCACAUUUUCCCACAGCUCCUCACCUCUUAGCCCUUCUGCAAAAGAAACCCCUCAUAGGCCCACAUGGUGAGAAGUGAAGCCCCCCAUGGGGGGGGCUUCUCAUCCUGGAAGGGAAUUGAGGGGCUUAAGAUGCUGGAACCCUCACUGAGAGUCCAGAAUGUCUAAGCCAGUGUUCGAUUUUAUAACCAAGUAGAACUGUUAGACUUCUAUGAUGUUGGAGCCCUCCAGAGACUGCUGGAAUUUUAGGGACUCUUGAGUUAUCAUCCUUAAUCCAAGCCUUCCUGCCCUUCCAGGCUAGAGCAGGCUUUGGGUCUGAGGACCUCACUGUUGCCCCGAGUAGCUAGAGUUCUGGAACAGACAGCCGUCUUGGAUGGGAUCUGUCUGGACUGUGUUCCAGAGGGGCUGUCACAGGGAACCCGGAGUUCACAGCCUAUAGGUCCCCAACACCCCAGCACGGCCAUCAUGCUUUCCACAGUCUUCCAGCUCCAGGUGGCCCAGCCACACCUGUGGUUGGGCAGCCCUUUCCCUCUCCUGUGCUCAGCCUCCAAAAGUUAAGAGGAAGUUAGCCAAACGCGCAUAGAAGCCUCCACCUCUUUGGCGUCCUCUUUGCCUCUGUUCAGCCAGUUACCUGUCCACUCCUUUUGAAUUAAUAUGGGAAGAGAUGAAUCCAGAAUGAGGUGGAGAGAACGCUUAAGUUUGACGUGAUUUUUGAAACUGAGAAAGUGAGGUGACGGGAGUGUCUAAACUAGAUACAUCGCCUAAAGAUUGCUACAGAUCAUCUCAAGUCUAGUGAAGACAAACCAACAGA
Molecule: messenger RNA, 6638 nt
Organism: Kogia breviceps (pygmy sperm whale)
Lineage: Eukaryota; Metazoa; Chordata; Mammalia; Artiodactyla; Physeteridae
Gene: PAPPA
Product: pappalysin 1
Biological process (GO): proteolysis; cell surface receptor signaling pathway
Molecular function (GO): metalloendopeptidase activity
Source: RefSeq, a predicted model, not a curated record